Molecule: messenger RNA, 2358 nt
Organism: Pimephales promelas (fathead minnow)
Lineage: Eukaryota; Metazoa; Chordata; Actinopteri; Cypriniformes; Leuciscidae
Source: RefSeq, a predicted model, not a curated record
CGUCACUUCUGACGUAACGUCUCCGUUCCCUACUCAGGGAACGAGGGUUACAUACGUAACCGAGACGAUUUUGGGGAAGUGAUUUCUGCUCAGUUACAUCACUUUGCGGAUGCAUGUGAGAGCGGCUAUGGAACAGUGACUUACUUAUUAUUAAACAACAUAGAGAGAAAAGUUCACUGUACUUUCAUAAUGGGAAAGGCCAGAGUGGCUCCAUUAAAAACAAUUACCAUCCCUCGUAUGGAGUUGACGGCUGCCAUGGUUGCAGGUCGAAUGGAUGAGCUCUGGAGGAAGGAGCUACAGAUGGAACUUCAAGACUCAAUUUUUGGACAGACAGUACUUCCGUACUGAAGUACAUCAGCAAUGAGACCUCAAGGUUUCGUAGCUUUGUAGCCAAUCGGGUUUCAAAGAUACUGAGUGUAUCUAAUCCAUCUCAAUGGAGAUAUGUUAACACCACAGAUAAUCCUGCUGAUUUAGCCUCUAGGGGAGUAAAGGUGACAUCACUUCUUAGAGAUAACAUAUGGGUGUCUGGACCUCAGUUUCUGGUUGGGCCUGAAGAGAGCUCGCCUGAAAACCCGGAUGGCCAUGUGAGAAUUCCACCAGAUGACCCUGAGGUUAAGAGGGUCUUGAUUGUGAAUGCUGUGCAGGCUGAAGAGAAGAUCGAUGCAGUCACUCGCUUGAUUAACUACUUCUCCUCUUGGAUCCUUCUGAAGAAGAUGGUUGGUUGGAUCCUUAAGCUGAAGAGUCUACUACUGUACUUUAGUCAGAAAAGGAAGCAACUGAGUAUGACUCUUGCUCAUUCUGGCUUGGAUAAUUCUUUCAAUUGAGGAACUUAGAAAGGCUGAGAUGGAGAUUAUUAAGUUUUGCCAGAGAAGUAGGUUUCCUGGGGAAUUCAACAGUCUGCGAAAGGGCGAAAGUGUGAAAAGGACUAGUCACAUUUACAAACUCAACCCAAUACUUGAAGACGGUGUUUUGAGAGUUGGAGGACGACUUAGCAGAGCAGCUAUGCCGGAAGAAGCUAAGCAUCCUGCCAUAUUGGCAAAGGAUUUACACAUUUCCAACAUAAUUCUUCAGCACAUACAUCAAGAGGUGGGACACAGUGGUCGUAACCAUAUGCUGGCUUGUCUGCGCCAAAGGUAUUGGAUCCCUGGGGCUAGUGUGGCUAUAAGAAAAAUCCUGUCUAAAUGUAUUGUCUGUCGACGACUGCAUGCAGCUCCAGGCCAACAACAGAUGGCAGAUUUACCUCAGGACAGAGUUUCAUCAGAUGAACCUCCAUUCACUCGGGUCGGAGUUGAUUACUUCGGACCUUUUGAAGUUAAGCGAGGAAGGAGUAUAUUGAAGUGGUAUGGGGUUCUCUUCACAUGCCUUUCCAUAAGAGCGAUCCACAUAGAAGUUGCAUCAUCCUUGGACACAGAUUCUUUUAUCAAUGCUCUUCGACGCUUUACAGCAAGACGUGGACAAGUAUUGGAACUGCGUUCAGACAAUGGAACCAACUUUGUUGGUGCCGAGAGAGAAUUGAGAGAGGCAAUGGAAAGUUGGAAUCAUACUCUAAUUAAUAACACCCUCCUUCAAAAGGGAAUUAAUUGGGUUUUCAACCCCCCCACAGGGUCACAUCAUGGCGGGGUUUGGGAAAGGUUGAUAAGAUCUGUGAGGAAGGUCCUGAAUUCCACCCUGAAGUUGCAGACCCUUGAUGAGGAGAGUCUUCACACAGUUCUGUGUGAAGCAGAAGCUAUUAUCAACAGCCGUCCUAUUACCAAGGCAUCCACUGAUCCCAAUGAUUUGGAACCAUUAACCCCUAACCAUCUGUUGCUGCUCAAGAUCAUGCCAUCUUUACCACCGGGUCAGUUCAAAAAGGAGGACAUCUACGCUCGUCGCAGAUGGAAACAAGUUCAGUAUAUAUCUGACUUGUUCUGGAAACGUUGGAUUAAGGAAUACUUGCCUCUUCUUCAGGAGCGUCAGAAGUGGUCUGGUGUCAAGCGCAACUUCCAAAAUGGAGAUAUUGUACUCAUAGUUGACGACUCAGCACCUCGCAACUCAUGGCUUACAGGAAGGAUUGUGCAAAAUCUCCCUGACAGAAGAGGACUUGUUCGUCAAGUGCGAAUUAGGACGAAGACCAGUUAUUUGGAUAGGCCUAUCACCAAGAUUUGCCUUCUACAGGAAGCAGAGGAGCCAUGAGGAUAUCCAGCUGACCUUCGAACUUCUUAGACUUUGACUUUAAUCUUGACAUUAUUAUAUAGACCUUUUUUCAUUACACGAUUAAGUGAUUGUGAAGAUCACUUUUUACAAAGACAAAGGACUCUGUUUCUUGUUUGAUCUAAAGAAGAAAAGACACUUUCGAAGGGACUGUUUUAUGUUAAAAAA